Messenger RNA from Moneuplotes crassus, 938 nucleotides. The record is from the annotation of a GenBank genome assembly. NCBI's taxonomy places the organism in Eukaryota, Ciliophora, Spirotrichea, Euplotida, Euplotidae.
UUUUUAAUACCUGUGUAGUAAUGGAAGUAUCAAAGCCUAAUGCAAGGAUGAGUAAGCGAAUUCUCAGCAAUGAUAUCACUAAGUGGAUUUCAUCUCAUACACACUGCAAGAAUUCAGACUUCUCCGCUAACCAAACUAUCGAAGAGAAAGAGAACUCUAUUCGAAGAAUUAUUACCAAUAAGAAGGAAGCUGAUAGCUUCGUCAGUCCAGUGAGGGUGAUGCGAAAGAAAAUGGGUAAACUUUCAACCUUUGCUUCGAAAAAUAUCAGAGUAUUCUCUGUCAGCAGAAAUAAGAAAUUUGAAAAUAGGUUAUCUCCCUUUUCAAAUCGGUCGAAGGAAGAUGUCCCAAACACUAAUAAAUCCCAAAUGUUGUCAAGCACAGUGGAAAGGCGCACUAUCGACAUGAGGCAAUACCUAACGUUGAAGAAAAGGAAAGCUAACGCUAACAACUUAGAUGAACUGAGUAAAUCAUUUCAACAACAAGUUGAUUUGCCGAAGAAGAUUAGAAUUUUCAGUCAGGAGUGCUUAGAGAAGAUGCCGGUGGCUCAGAAUUUUGCUGACAAGUUCAAGAAAAAUCAGGAUGAUAGUGACUCCUCAAUGAAUUCUUGCCCUAAUACCAUUAAAAGAAAUUUAAAGAGUAAAUUCUUAAUUCCUUCAAAAAUUAAGAGCAAGACUGAUAAAUUCAUGAAUAGGCACUUAAAAGGCCAGAAAAUCAGCGCAAAUAUGAAGUCCAUUCAGCUGAAGCUAAAUCAACAAAGACAGAUGCCCAAAAGAAGACUAAAGAUCAAGAAAAAUCUGAAGAAUAUUAUGCCAAAUUUGACUUUCCUCAGUGAGUUAGGAACUCCUAAGUAUCUGAGCCCAGAGCCUUCUGGUCAUAAGAGCUAUUUUAGAGGGAUUGUUAGCCCAUAAGACUUAAAUAGUUGUUUGCUGUUCUAAGUA